AUGGCACAUCUUCUGGUGCGACUUUCUUCUGUACUUUACAAUGGCACUUCCAUACGCUUGGUUUUGUCGAAGAGCCGGUAUGUUUUGAACCGACCAUUAGGCACAGCAACAGAUCUUCUUUCUUUGACACGUUAUGAUGAGUGUGUGGACUGGAAAAAGAAACUAACUCCAGAACAGUAUGUAGUCACGAGAGAGAAAGGCACUGAGGUGCCAUUCAGUGGAAUCUAUCUGAACCAUAAUGAUGAGGGCAUGUACCACUGUGUGUGCUGUGAUACACCACUCUUCAGCUCUGAAUCAAAAUAUGACUCUGGAACAGGAUGGCCGUCUUUCUUUGAGGCUCAUGGGACGUGGGAGAGAGACGAGAGUCAGGCUAAUAUUAUCCGCAGACCUGAUAACUUGUCAGGAAGCCCAGGAACAGAAGUCAUCUGCAAACAGUGUGAUGCUCAUCUCGGCCAUGUGUUCGAUGACGGCCCAGAUCCAACAGGCCAGAGAUUCUGCAUAAACAGCACAGCUCUGAAAUUCAAGCCCAGAGAAAACUAA
Molecule: messenger RNA, 540 nt
Organism: Neoarius graeffei (lesser salmon catfish)
Lineage: Eukaryota; Metazoa; Chordata; Actinopteri; Siluriformes; Ariidae
Gene: msrb2
Product: methionine sulfoxide reductase B2
Exons: 5
Coding region: 1-540 (179 amino acids)
Biological process (GO): response to oxidative stress; protein repair
Cellular component (GO): cytoplasm
Molecular function (GO): peptide-methionine (R)-S-oxide reductase activity
Source: RefSeq, a predicted model, not a curated record